UUUGAGACAAGUGUAAGCUGUGUCGUAAAGUGCGCCCAUUUUGCGAGGAUUAUCGAGUUUUAAUACAAAAACCAUGUCGUGCGGAGCAGAAUGCAUGUCACUCGGCCCUCCGCCGGAUUCCAUUCUGUACAUGCCACCGCCACCGCUACCGGCUUUCCUCGCCAAUGCUGCCAACCUGACUCCACCCUGCCGCGCUUCGAAGUGCCCGACGCAGAACAACGAGGAGAACUCCUUGUUUCCUGGCGUGGAGUAUCAUGAGCUGCCUAGGCACGUGGCGGGUGUUGCAGAACCAGGCGGUGGAGACGAAACUUGGCUGCUCGUGGUCAUCACGUGCUGCGUGGCUGUUCUCUGCGUCGCGGCUCUGCUGGCGCUGUUCCUGUUCAGGUGCCGAGAGUUAUCCUUGUACAGAUCCCGAAGCGGUUGCAAGAGCAGCUCAGGCAAGGCUGGAGGCUCCAACGUGCUCUACGGGGGCGCAGCUCUCGACUCCCGCGUCCUCUGGGCCGCCCUCACCCCCAGGGGCACCCGGCACUUUGUUGCCGACACCUACCCCCACGAUGAAACCGAGGACCAUCACUACGAGUGCGUCGAACCUCCGCUAUACAAGUUGGGUCCGCCAGAAGAUCUCGCUAUAACCCGACAUUUCAACGUUGAAUACGAAGACCCAGCUCCUCUGAUUGAAAACUACGCUGACCGCACAGAGGAGUACUUUAGAAACGGAAUGGAAACUCUCCGCAGGGGACGACCACUCGUUUCCUCUCCGACCAGGAUCGAGCGACCCAACUUGCCACCUCUUAAUCUUCAGCCGAGGACCCUCCGCAGGGCACCGCACUCUCGACGAGUGAGUGACGCCAAUAACCCGGAGAAAGCGGCCAUCUGAACCGAGGGUGGCGCGGUAUUCUCCGUCGCCGACUCCACCGAUAUGGACUACGAUUGGCAACCUGACAGCGCCAACGUAGAUCGUCUCGUGUAAACUUCCAGGACGUAUAGGCAGCGACAAACUAAAGAGAAUUCCUGACGACGACUACCCAUACUCUAGUGCAAGAAUUGUGUGUCUAUCUCUAUGGUGAAUAUAUUUUUUCCUACGAGAUGGAAUUCUAUAAACAUCUGUCUGUCUCCUUUUACUCUUCUAAGGUUGCCGUUGCCUGUAUUUUCUUUAAUUUCACUCAUCAUUAGUGUGAAAGAAAAGAUUCUGAGCCGCAUAUGCGGCUGAUGGACCACUUUAUUCGACUAGUUUUUUUUAAAGAAUGUAAUGCUCGAAGUGCAAGUUUAAUAGUGAACAUUAGUUUCAGUGAUUGUGUUUUGUGUAAAUGAGGAAACUAUUGAGGAAUGUAUUGCUGGCUCAAUGAUAACUUGGAAGAUUGCGCUGAUUAAGCUAAGCAUCCAUGGCAUGUUCCUAUCAAAGAAUACCAGUAAAAUCCUUUCCAAUGAUUGUAACAGCAAUGGUCACAUGGUAUAAUACGCCAGUGUUCGCAUAUUGGUGCUGUCAGCAACACGCAUGUAGGUAUUUUUUCAUUAUUUUAAAAUGAUUUACCUUAUAUCAUACUGUAAAUAAAAAAAUUAUAAACAUAUUUUAUCAUUUUUAUGAUUAACAGCUGUGCAAUGUAAAUGCAAUGCAACUUGAUUCUAGUCUUAGUAGGUACUUAUCUCUGCCUGUAGCAAAAUCGAUGUGCAACCCUUUAAUCGUCUAUCAGACUGUGAUUAUUGUUUUUUAAGUAGGUGAAUAAAGUUUUUUGCUGGGAAGUUUACGACACCAUCGAUGUUUAAGCGGUUAACUUCGAGGCUUUCACUACUAAUUUACUACUGUUUUUAUUUCAAUAUCGGUUAAAGGGUUAACAUCCACAUUUCUAGUCAAUACGUAUAAAUGUCACUGUGUAUUUUUCACAAUAGUACUCUGUACUUGAUGUCUAUUUCUACUCUACAUUUAUUAAUACUGCAAUUACUGCACUAGAAAAACGUAACGUAUUCAUACUAUUCAUAUAGGCGAAACUGCGUAAUGUCUGUGUUUUACAUUUUGUAAUGACUGCCUUUUAUACGUAUCAAUAAAUUAUUGUUUUACUCGUA
Messenger RNA from Leguminivora glycinivorella, 2061 nucleotides. RefSeq lists its product as uncharacterized. Lineage: Eukaryota; Metazoa; Arthropoda; Insecta; Lepidoptera; Tortricidae. The transcript is spliced from 4 exons. The record is from RefSeq and is a predicted model, not a curated record. Bases 74 to 877 code for a protein of 267 amino acids.